This is a messenger RNA of Meriones unguiculatus (Mongolian gerbil), 2127 nucleotides long. It is a transcript of the gene Eloc, whose product is annotated as elongin C. Gene Ontology annotation, cellular component: elongin complex. Bases 189 to 527 code for a protein of 112 amino acids. NCBI's taxonomy places the organism in Eukaryota, Metazoa, Chordata, Mammalia, Rodentia, Muridae. Gene Ontology annotation, biological process: ubiquitin-dependent protein catabolic process. Gene Ontology annotation, molecular function: protein-macromolecule adaptor activity. The transcript is spliced from 4 exons. The record is from RefSeq and is a predicted model, not a curated record.
GGAAGUUCUAGAAUCUCAUUGGUUGAGACUUGCUAGCGAUGUCUCUUAAAUUGUCCUGUAUUACUGAAGAUAAAGGGCGAGAACACAACUCACUUCCUUCAGGCGCAAGCUACUAACAGACCGCGUCUCCGCCCGCCAGGAAACGACUAAGGUUCUUGUGGGAUCAAGUAGAAUUUUAUAAGAACAUAAUGGAUGGAGAGGAGAAAACCUAUGGUGGCUGUGAAGGCCCUGAUGCCAUGUAUGUCAAAUUAAUAUCUUCUGAUGGUCAUGAAUUUAUUGUAAAAAGAGAGCAUGCGUUAACAUCAGGAACAAUAAAGGCCAUGUUGAGUGGGCCAGGGCAGUUUGCUGAGAACGAAACCAAUGAGGUCAAUUUUAGAGAGAUCCCUUCGCACGUGCUAUCAAAAGUAUGCAUGUAUUUUACCUACAAGGUCCGCUACACUAACAGCUCCACUGAGAUUCCUGAAUUCCCAAUUGCACCUGAAAUUGCACUGGAACUGCUGAUGGCCGCGAACUUCCUAGAUUGUUAAAUAAAAUAAAUUAUAAUAAACUGUUAAUUUUUUCAGUAUUUAAUACCUGUAGUUCAGUUAGUAAUUUUUUCACAUAUAGCAUGUUGCCUGUAUGAAAUUGAACUCUAAAGUUAAUUGCUGAGCAGAUUCCUUCUGUCAUUUGCAUAGCAGAGUUGAAAUUUGUUUGCUACAUCAACAAAUUAAGGACGUAUCACAAGCCAAGAAAUAAACAAAUAAUGCCAGUUUGUAGGUGGUUUGCUUUCUCCUUUGGAUGUGAUCUUUAAAAUUAUAAGUGAUAUAGCAAAUCCUGGAAUGUAAGCCUAGAUGAACAUACUCUACAGGUAAAUAUUCUACAGGGGCUAAGUAUUUUUAUGUUUUUAGUGUUUUUUUAAGAACCGGUUCUGAUCUUAAGCCACUGAGCAUUACUAGAGUUAUGCAAAUAAUUACAUGAAAACUAUGUUUAUAACUUAGCCAAUCCUUGAUUUUUGUAAUUCAAAGAAUAAGAGUUGAAAUUUCUUAUGUGUUUUUUGAUAAACUGCAGUAUUGUUUAAGUGCAUCUUGUGUUUUGUUUAUUGCUACAAUUUAAGAACUUUAUUUAAAAGCAAUUUUGGAACAUUACCAGGCAUAACUUUUGGAAUAGUAACUGUUUGAACUGUAGCUAUGUAGUCAAGUAAAUGCUGAUCUAAGUUCCUGUGCAUUGUGCGUUUUGAACAGUCUGAAGCGUGACUUCCGCCAGCUGUCAGGGUUCCUGGAGUUUUCAUUCUUCAUGGUCUCUUGGAAUUCCGCUUGUAUGUGUUGAAAUGUGUCCUACAACACUUCAUGAGCUUGAUCUAAACUUAGAAUGUAGGUGUUUGGAGCUCUUCUAGUCUUCCUGCGUUCCUAGAAUGCUGUAAAAAUAAGAAUGGAGGGAUGUGGUGAGAGCCCUGUAAUACACAUAGAUGUACCGCCAGAGCUACCCCUCCUAGCAUAUCUUCCAGCCAACCGUGCUAACAGCUGUGGGUCUUCUGCAGUCACAUUCAGCCUUUGCACUGAGCAGACAGAACAUCUGAAAGCGUUGGCUAGAUCUCUGUCUUGGCCUGGGAAGAGCACUGCAGCUGGUGGGAUGGGGCCUCCAGUGGCCUGUCGGUGCAAGCCUUCACACUGGACCGAUUUCAUACAGAUCAGUUUUUCUGGAAGCUGUCAGGAUCAUAAGAUAACCUUUCCUCUAAAAAAACAAAACCUGCACAUUGUACUUUGCAGCAUACAGAUAAUGGUUAAAUGUAAAUUGGUUAUCUUUAGUAAUGUACUGGCUCAUAGGUUUAGUGCAGAUACAGUGGGAAAUACAGGAAUUAUGUUUUGGGCUAGGUGUAUUUAGAGCUCGGCAGUAGUGCUGCCAUGACAAGGCCCUCCAGUCAGCCUCUAACAUGUAUUUGCUCUGUCUGCUCCAAUUAAAGGCCAAAAGAGGGAUUUCAAAAGGCAAUAGCUAGAAAAGUUAGCUUGAACCAGUUAAUGUGGGUUUACUCUAUGUGUUAGGUCCAGAAGUAACCUUAACUUCAGGACAUAAAAAUUGGAAUACACUAGGCAAAUUUGUAUAUGGUACAGCAAAUGAUAUUGUGUUAAUAAAGGCCGCAUUUACUGAAAA